Messenger RNA from Nasonia vitripennis (jewel wasp), 4656 nucleotides. Its product is annotated as ataxin-7-like protein 1. Lineage: Eukaryota; Metazoa; Arthropoda; Insecta; Hymenoptera; Pteromalidae. The record is from RefSeq and is a predicted model, not a curated record. The coding region runs from base 650 to 2614 and encodes 654 amino acids. The transcript has 6 exons.
GAAACUCCGUAGAAAGUUUGUCAUCGACGUCAAUAAACUACUCAUACAUCCGAAAUUCCCAACCGUAAUACUUAUAGGCAUAUAGGCGAUCGUCGAAAUGGGGCGCGCUACAAGCGAAAGGGGGGAUUUCCGCAUCGACGCCGACACAGAGCCAUCAGCACCGCAUUCGCGAGUAUAAAAACAGCCAUCAGUGCGAGAACGUUGCUGCUCUUGUAAUCAACGGCCGCCGCGCAGCAUCUCUUUCUUGUUCCCCGCCGAAAGAGCUGAGACGCGUGUGCGCAAAUUUUCCGACGCUGCCGCGACACGGCAGAGUAUACACGUAUAUAUAGGUAUAUACAACUUCGCAGUUCACGAAAGCCGAGCCGGCUGCGUCCGACGUGGUGCGCGAUAUAAUCCAUAUAGACCACCUCGCAAUUCGCAUCCCUCUCACGCAAGCGCCGUGUGUAUAUGUACACAUGAUCGGAGGUGCAACGCGUUUUCGCAGCGGCGCCGCGAAGCAGUAGUAGAGCUGCGUCGCCGCAGCAAAGACGACGGUGGCCGCAGCCAGGAGGGGGAGGAGGUGGAGGAGGCAACCGAGAGGACUCUGCCUGCAGCCGCGAGGAACGUCCUCGUGCCACCGCCACCGCUGCCACCGACGACGAGGAGGAUCAUGUCGGGCAGCGACAGCCCAACCUUCUUCCACGGCCAGCCUUGGUCCAGCUGGAUCGAGAAGAUCGGCCGCGACAAACCUCUGAGCGAUGAGGAACCUGAUGCAGAACCUGCUAGUUCAGUCAUGCGUCUCUCAGUGGACGACAUUGACCUUUAUGGAUUUUGCCCAGAAAGGGAUACAUUCUAUGGAGUUGUAUGCGAAAUAUGCAACUCCAUUAUCAAACCACAAGCUUUUACACAACACAUGGAAAGUCGUCAUCCUUCCGGGAGCACGAAUCUUCCGCCGCCCCCGAACUCGGCGACUAAAUCCGCGAUGAAGACACCCUACUGCAAGCUCUCAAAACUGAAGAAAAGCCAGUCCUCUGGUCAGUUACCCGUGGGCAACAACAGCGGCGGUGCCGCCACGACGAACAACAGCAGCGGAAAAACCAGCAAUAACCACACGCCAGUCAAGCAACGCGCGGCCGCAGAACAACAGUCGGCCGGGCUGCACUCGGGCCUCUCAAACUCCUCGCCCCGUUCCCCCCACGAGUCCGCCGCCCCCGGGGGCCUGGGCUGCGUUCAAUCCACCGGUGGCUUGGCGAACGCGCUCGGCGGCGGCGGCGGAGCCUCGGGCGGCAGCCCUGUCAAAAGCCCCGGGAGUCAGCAGCCCAAGCGCAAAAGACUCAAAGCUGAGCGCUCCCUCCUCAAAGACCGGGAAUACGACCCGGACCGGCACUGCGGUGUCUGGAACGAAGAGACGGGCAAGCCCUGUACGCGCUCUCUCACCUGCAAGGCUCACACGGUCUCGCUGCGGCGCACCGUCGCCGGCCGCAGUAAGACCUUCGACAAGCUGCUCGCAGAGCACCGCGCCUCCAAGGAGUUACCGAGCACGCGGCCGUCGGUCAAGGUAACGCCCGCCACAGCCACCGCCGCAGGGUCAACAAUCACCGGCACCAUCAGCAUCGCCACGGCUGAUCUCGCUGCCACCACCGGCAGCACAUCAGCCAACACUUCAGCGACAACUAUCUCUGCCGCCAGCGUCGACCUCGAGGCGCCCAGCUCGCCCCCGGUGCUCUCGUUGCCCGACACUUACCCACUGCCACAGGCUGUUGAUUUGCUUUAUCGAUGUCUGGCCCCGCAUGGCUCCAAUAAACCUACGAAACUGGAAGAGGACUUUGCCAACGAGUUGGAGUCUAAUAGAAGAAUCGAGCCGUCAGUGGUGAACAGUAGCAGCGCGAGCAAUAGUGCCGCCAACUCCCAGGGCACCAACAGUAACACCGCGAGCAGCAGUGGUACCGCGCCGAUGGCACCGCUCUCCGUGGCUCUUCCCUCGCUUUCGCCCAUACAAACGGACGGCAUGUCACCUCAGGCCUCGAUCCUACAAUACAAUCGAAACGUCAGCUCGCCUAUUGCCAGCGUUGAACAAAUCAUUGGCAAACAGUCGCCAGCCUCGGCUCCAGUAGUUCCUGCUGUACUGCCAGUUAGCAAUCAGCCGGCUUCUUCAACUACCACGGGCCUCGAGGCUAAGUCUGUGUCAAUGGACAUCGAUACAAGUCAGAACAUUACCAUGUAUACUUCACCGGUCUACAAAGACAGUGGCAAGCCUCAGGUCACUGUCCAGAUCUCCCGUUCGAACGCGAUGCCGAGCCAGUCCCCGGGCUCUCGAGUCUAUUCUAGCCUUUUCGACUCAAGCUUAGACCAUCAUAACUCGACUGAGGUUUCACGUACGACCAGUCACGUGAUGACAAAUGGCAAGCGCAUCAGCAACCAUCUCGCAACUAUGCAGAGCCAAAUCGGCAGAGCGAAACACGAGUUUCCGCAAGAAUACUCGACCGCUAUACAGCUCGAGGCGACGACCGCCGCAACGCCUUACACGAGUUUCAACGACAUAUCCUGGUCUACCUGUCAUCCAGAACCAUUGGCUGUAAGUAGAUGGCUCCGCAUCAAUUCCAGCCGUAAGCAAUACAAUUUCAAUAUUCACUGACAUAACGCUCUGCCCACUCCAGGCUGAAGACACUGUGUGCCACGUUUUAUACCCGGGAAAACAAAGUUGUUCGUAACUGUAUUUGAUUAUAUAUGAUGUGACAUGCUAUGUUUAAAUUUGGUGAACUAUUUUUUUAGUUCUUUUAUUUCACAUAUAUAAUCAUACAUAACUAUUUUCUCGGGCAUUUACCUACCUCUUAUUUAAUUUAUUAUAACGAUUCUACGUCUACAGCCUGUCGAGAAGGGAAUAAAUAACCUAGAGAAAGUCCGCUAUACCUAUAUGUAUAAAUAUAAAUCUGUGAAUAUAUAACAACGCUAAUUGCAAAGAUUUGUCAACAAAAAAUUGGCGCUUAUCGUGCAGACCUUUGAUGCGAAGAAAAUUGAAAAAAAAACUAAGGAAAAGGUACGAUAGAGGCGCCAAACCUGAUACCUGAGAUUCUUUAAUUCUCCAAAGUGUCCAAUACUUAAUUAGGUAGAACGUAAAAUAUUUAUUUUUUUAUAAUUUCUUCAUGUAGAAAAUUUUAUAAGUUUUUUUAUGACCGCAAAAAAUAUGAAUUUAUGAACAAUACACGGAAAAAUAUUGAACAUGUAUGUUCAAGAACUGAAGUGUUAAGUCUGAACACAACAUACCGUGCUGCAUAGUUCAUUUUGAAUUGGCUAAAAGGUUUGAUAUCACCCAAAAUAAAAGAAAGUUCUAACUAGAAAUACAUAUUUAAAUCAUUAUUAGCCUUCAGGCUGAUCUCAUAUUUGCAAGUGGAAUGAUGCAUUUAGUCGUUGAGUUUACAUAUUUAUCAAAUUGUAUAUAUAAUUUUUGAUGAUGUAAAAAACUGAUUUUUUUGGUAGUCAUAUCAUUGUAUCAAAUAUUCUUGAACGCCUUUUUAUUUUUUACCAGUUUACUGAUUGUUAACUUGCGUUUUUUCACACUAAUGAUCUGUAUUAUUUAAUUUGAUUGAUUACGUUUUUGUGAACGUAUAAAUGUAUUUAACUUCACUUUUAUUCUUAAUAUCUUUCAUAUUAUUAUUUAAUGAGAUGCUACUUUAUUGAUAGAAAUAGAUAAAAUAUUAAUGAGUGAAAGUAUAAACUUUUAAAAUUGGAAACACGAAAUAACCAAACUCUAGCAAGUAACACAUUAUCCAAAAAAGGUUUGGUUAUUUAAUCUUUCCAGUUUCGUGUUGCAAAUAAUAAAAGUUCGCAUUUUGUAAAAUAAUAAUUAUAAACUAUACCUUGCAUAAUCUUACACUGUAAGUAACUUCAACGGAUAGAGUGACGAUUUAAAAAUGAAAAGUAAGGGUUUUACAUCUGAUAUACUUAACUCGUCUUUUACUCUAUUAAAGCCACCCAAAAUAAGUAUUUAACUUCUGACUAAAUUUCAAAAUAAAAAUGCAUUAUUUAAGCAAACUAAUCAGCUUUGCUCCUAUUAAUGGUUAUAAAACAUUUAUUAUUGAAGAACGUGUAUAUGUUUCAUCGCAAGCAUCAAAAUUGUUAAAAAAUUCCCAAAAGUAUUAAAAGAAAAAAAAGUUAUACAAAAAUUUGCUAGCAUAAAUCACAUAUAACAUAAACUAUAAAGAAAAACAAGUGAAAAAAAUAUUAAAAAAACUGAAACCAAAAAAAGAUUAUGGUCCAGCUAAGCAACUUUCUAAGACAUACACAUUAUGUGUAAAAAGUAAUGGAAAAGCAGUGUGAUCGGCAUGAAUACGUUUUAAACGGUAAAAGUUUUAAUUUGUAAUAAAACGUAAGAUCUUGUAAACUACUAACCAUCAUGAGCGUUUUAAUUACAAUGAAAGAUGAUAAUUUUGUAAUGCAGUGAUAGCAGUAACAAAGUCGAUGUAAAUUCCACGGUUAUAUACAAAUUAUGUAAAUAUUAGUAAGCGCAAUCCCAUUACAUUUUUCACAAACCGUGUAUGCAUUAGCACAUGUUUACGACAAUAUCGACAGUUUAAGGAACCUAAUCAUCUACACGCGUUUGUGUAUCAAUAACUAAUCAUGUAAUCACAAAUAAUCUGUUCCUUAUUAAGAAAAAUACAAACGCAACAUUAAGAAUGA